AUGGCAGUCCGCAAGCGCCACGAAGCGCGCCGUCGCUACCACUGGCCCGAACUCCAACUCAACAUCUGGAUUAUGGUCGUGUUAUCAUGUUCAGCAACAUGUCUGGGUAUCUUCUCCUGGUUCAUGGCUGUACAAUCACAAAUGCAUCUCGGGACACCAUGGCUCUUCCCUUACAUGGUUGUAUCCAGUGCCCUCGGUGUAUGCUUCAUUUUCCUUAUUAUGGUGCUUGCAUCGCGACACUUCCUCUUACCGGGGAUUAUCAUCAUCGGCAGCUUUAUUCUCCUUGUGCUGUGGCUGACGGGUCUGAUUGAGACUUCGUUGCAGCUGUAUGGGGUUGUAGGCAACGUCAAUGAUAAUUGUCAGAUCUAUGUGAGGGAUAAUAAGUCUUGGGGGAAUAAUAUUAAUACCUUGGCUUGGUUGACGCAAAGUACCAUAUGCAAUUGCUGGAAAACUGCCUUUGCACUCGAACUUGUUAAUACGAUUUUCUAUCUUUGGAUGAUGAUUAUGUCGUGGCAGGUUAAUCGGGAUGUUUAUGAUUGA
Molecule: messenger RNA, 540 nt
Organism: Penicillium crustosum
Lineage: Eukaryota; Fungi; Ascomycota; Eurotiomycetes; Eurotiales; Aspergillaceae
Exons: 3
Coding region: 1-540 (179 amino acids)
Source: RefSeq, a predicted model, not a curated record